CCGCUGCGCGCUUCCCAUCCCCAUCACAAGACCGCCGACAGGAUGGAGGACAUAUUGGAUGAAUGGCUGUGGCAGCAGGAGUACUGGCUUCCUCCUGGUAUCAGCUGGCAGGACAUUGAGAUGGAGCAUGAGGGUCACUACCCCAUGCCCAGGGAUCUCCUCUACACCCUGCCGCUGGCCUUCGGCUUCAUCGUGUUCAGAUACGUCUUUGAGAGGCUUGUUGCCCUGCCGUUAAGUCGAUGUUUAGGCGUGAAGGACCGGAUUCGCAUUCGAGCCCCCUCUGUCCCAAAGCUGGAGGCUUUUUACAAACAGCACAAUCGGCAGCCCUCUCAGAGCGAAGUGGUGGCCUUGGUGAAGCAAUGUGGACUCUCCCAAAGAAAGAUCCAGACCUGGUUCAGACACAGGCGGAACCAGGACCGACCCAGCAACAGCAAGAAGUUCUGCGAGGCCUCUUGGCGUUUUCUCUUCUACCUUAUAGCAUUCACAGGAGGGCUCGGCUGUCUAUUUCAUACUCCGUGGCUGUGGGACCACCGAGAAUGUUGGAGGGGCUACCCGAAACAGCCUGUGGCUCAGGAGCAUUACUGGUAUUACAUAUUGGAACUGGGUUUCUAUUGGUCGCUGCUCCUCUGCGUCUCUGUGGACGUCAAGCGAAAAGAUUUCAAGGAGCAGAUAAUCCAUCACAUCGCUACCAUAUUCCUUAUUGGUUUCUCCUACUGUGCCAACUAUGUGAGGGUUGGCACGCUGGUGAUGCUGGUCCACGAUUCCUCUGACUUCCUUCUCGAGUCUGCUAAGAUGUUUAACUAUGCUGGCUGGAGGAAGACGUGCGACACGCUGUUUGUCAUCUUUUCCCUGGUCUUCCUGGUCACCAGACUGGUGGUUUUCCCUGGCAGAGUGAUCCACACAACCCUGGUGGUGUCUAUGGAUUUCUUCCAGCCCUUCUUUGGUUACUACUUCUUCAAUGCCCUGCUGUUAGUGCUGCAGGCUCUGCACAUCUUCUGGGCUUAUCUCAUCCUGCGCAUGGUCUACAAGUUUGUGUUCCUGGGCAAGGUGGAGCGAGAUGAACGCAGCGAUGAGGAGAGCGAGGUUGACGAUGAUGAGGAAGAGGAGGAGGAGCCUGAGGAGGAAGAGGAGGAGUGCAGCUGGGAGCAGAGAAAGGGAGCGAUCAACUCCAAACUGGCGUCGCUGGCAAACAACUGUGUCCUGAACAACCUGACCAACCAGAGGAGUAUGAGCAGCAGGCUGCCUAAAGCCAGAUAGUAAAACUGUCCCGUGGAAACAGCCUCACCAGGCACAAGGUGCGCAUCUCCUCCCCAUCACUGGAAAUUAAAUGGUUACUGACAUACGAUUCAUAUUUAUAGUGCAUCCAACAUGGUCCAUUUAUGAUUUCAGAACAGGACAGGGCCCUAUCCUGGAGUAAAUAAACACACACAGAUAUGUGUCAUUAGCGUCACCCAUGGGUCAAGGUGGGCAAAAAGAAGACAGUCACAUAAAUAUUUAUAAGCAGCGGAAAUGGAGAUAUGAUACCCAUGAUACUGCAUAUUGUAAAAAAUCUAUAUAUUUAUAUAUUUGGGCAAGCAAUCAAACAUUGGAUUUCCUUUGCUAUAUGUGUAAAUUACCUUGUUUGUCUUUUUUUCCCCUCAGAUUUUAUAUUCAUGCCUUAUGCGUUUGCUUCACUGUGUAGUAAUGAAUAAUUUGUAAAUACUUGAGGAUAUUAGUACUUAAACUCUGUCAUAAUGCAUUUGUAUUCCAUUUAUUACCCCAUUUUAGUUAGGUUAUUUUUAAAAUACAAACUCAAACUAAUGUUAAUUAUUAAAUUACAUCUUUUAAACUGAGCACACUAGAGCCUUGUAGAAAUAGCUCAUUCUUCUGGCAUCCUAUACAGAAUUCACAACAGGAUUGAUUGUACAUAGACUAGUAAAGUAAAGAAAUCUGAUUGUAGUUAAUAUGUUGAUAAACCAAUGUAUAGCCUAAUUUUCUAUGAGCACCAUACUGAAUAGGUAACAGUAUCAGUUAAUUUGUUUUACUCUUUGAAAGAUUAUGUAAAAUAGCUGCAGCAGAAACUCCUUGGAGAUGUAUUUGGAGGAAUACGUUAUAUUUUUCUGUGCAAGGUUUUGUCUCUGUUAUGUUCAAAACUCACUUAGAAUAGUUGUGGCGCCCCCUGGUGCACAAAAAGAAGAACAUAUCCCUGUAGAGUAGGCGCUUCCCUUGCCUGAUAUGAUGAUGCCUUUGUAAAAAAAAAAAUGUUUUAGAGAUAGGGACUUAUUUCAGUAUGCGUGUAUUUUUGUUGCUUUUUUCUACUUUGAAUGUGACAAGAGAGCUAGCAGCAUGAUUUCACCACAAGGAUUUUUGUUCAAGUUUGUGCUACUGGACUUUGUUUUGUGCCUUGGCUACUGUUUUUACACUUUUCUGUGACAAGCACUUGACAUUUAGCUCUGUGUGCUGGUAGGGAUACCUUUACUUGACAAAUACAUGGGCAGGGUCGUCCUUGCUCCAGUAUUGUGCUUGAGAAUUUGGAGAGCCAGGUAGUGCCUCGGUGAGCCUGAAAAGUACCCACACUGCGGGUGGUACUGAAAUGUGACAUGAUGUUUUAGAGUGUCGACUUGUCUAAAGAUGUAAAAUGCUGUAUGGCUUGGAGGAAAGGAAUGUCUCACUGCAAUGUAAAGGUUUAAUGAUUUUGAUAAACUUGGAUAGCGUAUUUUGAUAUGAAUAAACUGGAUUCUGCCACUUUCCUAGGAGCAGAGGAAAUUCUUUGCUUUUUGCUCAGAGAUUUGUGGACCGCGAUGCGUUUUGUCCAUCAAACACUGGAAUACUGUGCGACACGAGACCCAGAGACUGAACGGCUGUGUUGUUGAACAGAGAAAAAAUGACUAAGAGAGCUACUCACUAGGAAAAAGUUAAAUGAAUAAUUUUGAAAAGAUGCUCUUGCUCUUUCUAUUUGGUGCUGAGGCAGUAGAAUGUAAAAAAAGGAAUUCUCAAAAUGAUUACCAAGGCAGAACUUUAUGUGGUUAAAAAAAUUUUUUAAAGUUCUUUUUUAUCAGGCUUUUUCAUCUUUGAAUGAACCCACACACCUUUCUACAUAUUACAUGUUACAACAUAUAGAAAAUUGUGCAGGUCCACUUUGUUUCUACUCUAGAAGUUUAUUCGACCCUGGUCUAUGUGGACCAGCUCA
Molecule: messenger RNA, 3169 nt
Organism: Myripristis murdjan (pinecone soldierfish)
Lineage: Eukaryota; Metazoa; Chordata; Actinopteri; Holocentriformes; Holocentridae
Product: ceramide synthase 2-like
Exons: 11
Coding region: 43-1257 (404 amino acids)
Biological process (GO): ceramide biosynthetic process; regulation of DNA-templated transcription
Cellular component (GO): membrane
Molecular function (GO): sphingosine N-acyltransferase activity; DNA-binding transcription factor activity, RNA polymerase II-specific; DNA binding
Source: RefSeq, a predicted model, not a curated record